Molecule: messenger RNA, 3229 nt
Organism: Xenopus tropicalis (tropical clawed frog)
Lineage: Eukaryota; Metazoa; Chordata; Amphibia; Anura; Pipidae
Gene: arhgap12
Product: Rho GTPase activating protein 12
Exons: 19
Coding region: 290-2764 (824 amino acids)
Biological process (GO): signal transduction
Molecular function (GO): GTPase activator activity
Source: RefSeq, a predicted model, not a curated record
GGCCGCUCAGUGCGGAGGGGCGGCUGCGCGUCUUACUUCCUCAAAGUGGUCUCUGUGGCGGGAGGGCGGCCGCUGUGACCGCAAGGCAGGGUGCUGACCCGGGGAAUCCCUCUCGGCGUGUGGCAGCUUCAGCCCGUGUGACAGGUAGAAGUGGGUGAGGAAGACCAAGUUUACAGUGAAGCCAGUCUGGGAUCAGCAUCAGGACCCCUGCGCUACAAGGACUCCAAUAAAGCUGUCAUCAUGUUGCUUAGCCUUUAUCUGAAGAGGUGAAGAGUUCUGAAAAAAAGAAAUGGCCGAUAAAAGCGGCAAGCCUGUACCCGGCCCGGUGUACAUUGAGGUGGAAUAUGAUUAUGAAUACGAAUACAAGAACAAAAAGAUUGUCAUAAAACAAGGUGAAAAAUAUAUUCUGGUGAAAAAAUCAAAUGAAGACUGGUGGCAAGUAAAAAAGGAUGAAAAUGCGAAACCUCUCUAUGUACCUGCACAAUAUGUUAAAGAAGUUGGUAGAAAAGCUUUGAUGCCCCCUGUUAAACAGCAGACCUUGCUGCCAAACAGCCCGCUCAAAGUUGCUCAUAGGUCCACAGAAAAUAUCAACAAAUCUCCCGAACUUUCCAGUUUUGGAAAAACCUCUUCGUUCCGAGAUGCCAAUCAGAAUAUGGGACCCAGCAGUAGCCCAGGGCCGACUAGAGCACUGACUCUAGAUCUUGUGCACAACAAUGGCAAGCUGAAUUGUGAUUUGCAUUCACCUAAAGGUACUAGCCGGAGUCCGUCUGCCACUCACUUUCCUGGCCCCGAGUUGAUGGAAGUAGAAAAGGCAAGUCUCUCAAACGAGCAUUCGGGGGAUUCUGCUGGCGAUAGCUCUGAGAAAAUUCUUCUUGAUUCCGAAUCUGGAGAUGAACUUAGCAGUAGCUCAACGGAACAACUACAGUUUUCCAUUUCGCCUGCACCACCAAGAUCAGAUUCCCCUGUGUAUGCAAAUCUGCAAGAGCUGAAAAUCUCUCAGUCGGCGCUGCCGCCGCAGCCUAUGUCUCCUCCGGUGCUAGUUACAGGCGAGUGGGAGACCCAUAAAGAUAACAGCGGCCGUUACUUUUACUUUAAUAAAGCAACUCAAGAAAGAACAUGGAAGCCUCCACGGGGGGCGAAGGAAGCCGGCCCUGGCAAAUCAGAGUCCUUCAGCCAAGCUGACCAUGAGCUUUCAGCAGACGACAUAUACCACAGCACUUGUGACAACCAAUCAGAUAGUCAGUACGGUUCUCCUCCGAGGGGCUGGUCGGAAGAACUGGAUCAGCAUGGCCACACCACCUUUAUAAAUGACCAAACUAAUGAAAAGUGGAUAAAACAUGUUGAUGAUCAAGGCAGACCAUAUUACUACAGUGCAGAUGGAUCACGUUCGGAAUGGGAAUUGCCAAAGUAUAAUGCCACAUUACAGCCCCUGCGGGAGAUCACUAAAAGCCGAAGCCUUGACAGAAAGCUCCAGGAUCCCAUAGUCUUCACCAAGUGGAGACAUAGCACAAUCCUUCUGGACACUAACGACAAGGAUUCAUCAGCUACAUCCAAACCUGACGAGACAUCUCCUCCAUCUCCAAAGCAGCAAGUAACAGAUCAAGAAAAAUAUGGUGUAUUACUUGUCACAAAAAUCACAGAGAAUGGAAAGAAAGUUAGGAAAAACUGGAUGUCUUCAUGGACCGUGUUAAAGGGCACUACCUUAUUGUUACAAGCAAAUGCAGCUGGAUGGAAAUUUGGCGGUAAUCAGUCCAAACCAGAAUUUACAGUGGACAUUAAGGGUGCAUCUGUUGAUUGGGCUUCAAAGGAUAAAUCCAGUAAAAAAAAUGUUAUAGAGCUCAAAACCACUUCUGGAACAGAAUUGUUGAUACAGUCUGACAGUGAUACUGUUAUUAAAGAUUGGUAUACAGCAUUCUGCAACACUACUGGCACUACACCUGGAGAUUUGGAGGAAGCCUGUGAAGAUAAUGUUCCAGAAUCCCCAGUAGAUAAACACGGAAAAGAGAAAUUUGACAAAGAGAAGGACCAUGACAGAGAUUCUAAGAAAAAUCGAUCAUUUAAGCCAGCUAACAGUAUCGAUAAUGCUGAGCAGAAGAAAACAAAAACAAAGCUAAAGAAGUUUCUUACUCGCCGACCAACUAUGCAAGCUGUACGUGAGAAGGGAUACAUUAAAGAUCCCGUGUUUGGCUCUUCCCUUGCAAGCCUCUGCCAGAGAGAAAACACUACUGUACCAAACUUUGUCAAGAUGUGCAUUGAGCACGUGGAAGAACAAGGGCUGGAUGUUGAUGGCUUGUACAGGGUCAGUGGAAACCUUGCUGUGAUACAGAAACUCAGAUUUGCUGUUACACAUGAUGAGAAACUGGACUUGAAUGACAGCAAAUGGGAAGAUAUUCACGUCAUUACAGGGGCCCUGAAGAUGUUCUUUAGAGAACUACCUGAGCCGCUCUUCACCUUCAGCCACUUCAAUGACUUUGUGAAUGCCAUUAAACAAGAGCCCAAGCUGCGUGUGCAAGCAAUCAAAGACUUGAUUAAACAGUUGCCAAAGCCAAACCAUGACACUAUGCAGGCACUUUUCAAGCAUCUCAAGAAGGUUGUUGAAACUGGAGAAAAAAACAGAAUGACUUAUCAAAGUUUAGCAAUAGUUUUUGGACCAACCCUGCUGAAACCGGAAUCAGAGACUGGUAAUAUCGCCAUCCACACAGUAUACCAGAACCAGAUAGUGGAACUCAUCCUACUGGAAUGCAACUCUAUUUUUGGCCGCUGAGUCCAAUGGUGAACGACAAGCAGGAAGCAACCACUGAUAGGCCAUAUCCUUGGGAAGGAUCCAGCUGUGCCGUUUCAUUUCUCAUCUCUGAAUUUUAUUUUGUGGACCAAUGAGCUGAUGGGAAACUUUUUUUUUUUGUCUCCUGCACUUUUUUUUUUUUAAGAUGGUGACUGUGUCUCAUUUGUACAUAUUUUUAACCUGUUGCCAGGUUAUUGUAUUUGGACGGUUUUUUUUUUUUUACUGUGUGUGCGCACAUGAUAAUUCCCUAGCAGGACUGCAAACCUAAUGUAGACACUGGAUUUACUGGAAACAAAAUAAAGCUACUAAUUUCAUUCUGUACAAACGGACUUCUACUCACUCUUGGAAGCCGAGCUUGGUUCGCUGUGUGGUAACAGAUGAUGUUCAUUUCAUUUUUGUUCAUGCCUCUAAACAAACUCCUCGUGCAGUAAAAUCCAUCUGACAUUA